Molecule: messenger RNA, 6056 nt
Organism: Alligator sinensis (Chinese alligator)
Lineage: Eukaryota; Metazoa; Chordata; Crocodylia; Alligatoridae
Gene: ADAMTS4
Product: ADAM metallopeptidase with thrombospondin type 1 motif 4
Exons: 9
Coding region: 1-2505 (834 amino acids)
Biological process (GO): extracellular matrix organization; proteolysis
Cellular component (GO): extracellular matrix
Molecular function (GO): metalloendopeptidase activity
Source: RefSeq, a predicted model, not a curated record
AUGAUGAGCCCGGCCCCCGCAUUGUGGCUCCUAACUAUGGCCACCUGCUGCCUCCUUGUCCUGGCAUCCUGGGAGUACGCCCGGGCCGGCGUCUACAAGGAGGAGGUCGUGUUUCUGGAGAGACUAAACAGCAGCGCCAGCCCCACUGGCAUGGAUGAGAUGGACAUGGCUGGGAACGGGGUGGGCAGUGGCAGCCCCAACCAGCAGCUCCUCUACCGCCUCCGGGUCUUCGGAGAGGAGCUGGUGCUGGCACUGGAGCGGGACCCCAGCUUCCUGUCCAAGGACCUGACCGUGCAGUACCUGGGCCGAGGCGGGCAGGCGACUGACAGCGCUGUGGAGCCUGGGAACUACUUCACCGGGACGGUGAACUCCGAUCCCGAGUCUAUCGCAGCCGUGCACUUCGACGGGACGUCGCUGCUGGGUGUGCUGAAGUACCAUGGCGCCGAGUACCACGUGCAGCCCCUGGACGGCGGCGUGCCCAAUGCAGCGGGAGGGGCCAGUGCCCAUGUGGUGAAGAAGAAGAUGCCAGAAAAAGCCAGCGGCCCCAUGUGCAGCGUGGGAGUCCAGGCCCCGGGCACCCCUCUGGCCCACCAGCCCCAGCCCCUGGAGCGUCCGGCAUCCGCGAGGAGAGCAAAGCGCUUCGCCUCGGUCAUGCGCUAUGUGGAAAUGCUGGUGGUGGCGGAUGAGAAGAUGGCGCAGUUUCACGGCGCGGGGCUGGAGCGGUACCUCCUCACUGUCAUGGCAGCUGCCGCCAAGUUCUUCCGGCACCCAAGUCUGAGCAACCCAGUCAACCUGGUGGUGACACGGCUAGUGGUGCUGGGCCAGGCUGAGGACGGGCCCUCCAUCACCAGCAACGCUGCCCAAACCCUGCGCAACUUCUGCAAGUGGCAGCAGGGACUCAACAAGGCAGACGAUGCCGACCCUGAGCACUUUGACACAGCCGUGCUCUUCACCCGCCAGGACCUGUGCGGCAUCUCCACCUGCGACACACUGGGCAUGGCAGACGUGGGAACCGUGUGCGACCCAGCCCGCAGCUGCUCCAUCGUGGAGGAUGAUGGCUUGCAGUCAGCCUUCACCGCGGCCCACGAACUCGGCCAUGUGUUCAACAUGCUUCAUGACAACUCCAAGCCCUGUGAGGAGCUGAACGGCCAUAGUAGCAGCUCCCGUCACAUGAUGGCACCUGUGAUGUCCUACGUGGACCCAGAAGAGAUGUGGUCGCCGUGCAGUGCCCGCUUCAUCACUGACUUCCUCGACAAUGGCCAUGGCCACUGCCUCCUGGACAGGCCACGUGAGCCCCUGCACCUGCCACCUGCCCUCCCAGGCAACGACUACAAUGCUGACCGGCAAUGCCAACUGACUUUCGGGUCAGACUCACGCCACUGCCCCAAACUGCACCCACCCUGCUCCUCCCUGUGGUGCACGGGCCGCAUCAAUGGGCACUUCAUGUGCCAGACCAAGCACUUCCCCUGGGCUGAUGGCACCCCCUGUGCCGAGGGCAAGACCUGCAUGAAUGGUCGCUGCAUCAGCAAGAUUGAGAUGAGGGCCUUCAAGACUCCUGUCAAUGGUCGCUGGGGGCCCUGGGGCCUGUGGGGCAAGUGCUCGCGGACCUGCGGCGGGGGUGUGCAGUACUCCAUCCGUGAGUGCAACAAGCCCGUCCCCCGCAAUGGCGGCAAGUACUGCGAGGGCGAGCGCACCAAGUACCGCUCCUGCAACGUGCAGGGCUGCCCAGGGGGCACUGCCCUCUCCUACCGAGAGCAGCAAUGUGCCAUCUACAACAACCGCCCAGAUAUGUUCAAGAGCCUCCCUGCCCCCAUGGACUGGGUGCCCCGCUACAGCGGUGUGGCUGAGAAGGACCAGUGCAAGCUAACCUGCCAGUCCCAGGCACUGGGCUACUACUACGUGCUGGAGCCACGGGUGGCUGACGGCACGCCCUGCUCACCUGACAGCACCUCGGUGUGCGUGCAAGGCCGCUGCAUCAACACUGGCUGUGACCGCAUCAUCGGCUCCAAGAAGAAGUUUGACAAGUGCAUGGUGUGCGGGGGCGAUGACAGCAGCUGCACCAAGACCUAUGGCAAAUUCACCAAGCCCCGCUAUGGGUACAACAAUGUUGUCACCAUCCCGGCUGGAGCCACGCAUAUCAGGAUCAACCAGACCAGUGGCUCAGGCACAGCCAGUGAUGGCAUCUACUUGGCGCUACGGAAGCAGGACGGCAGCUAUGCCCUGAAUGGGAACUACGUGCUGGUGCCCUCUGAGAUGGACGUACGCCUGCCAGGUGGCAUAAGCCUGCGCUACAGCGGUGCCACCAAGAACAUGGAGACCAUCAUGGGAAAUGGGCCACUCCAGGAGCCCCUCAUGCUGCAGGCCCUGGUGGUGAGCGACCAGCGGGCUCCACGCCUCAGGUACACCUUUUUUGAGCCCAAGCAGCGGAGAUUGUCAUCCAAGGAGUGGCUCAGACAGAAGGAUCAGAUCCUGGAGGUCCUGAGGAGCAGGCGUCGCUACCAGUAGCUUCCAGUGCCCCCAGCCUUGGACCCCCCCCAUUGCGGGGAGCAGCCACUUGUGCUCCCUGUGCACCUGGGUUGGUGGGACUCAGAGGAAGCCGCCUGGCCUGGGAGCCCCACUCACUGUUACGGACAAGCUGGGGCCCUGAAGCCCUGGACAGCUGCAAGGCAGCUCUGCUCUCCCAGCUGCCCAAGACCCAGUGACUGCACAGCAGAGACCACGGGGGGACGCAGGCCCAGCUCACUGCUGGGGACUGUCAGCUCCAUCCAGCCCUACAGACUGGGACCAGCCAUCCAAGGACAGCUCAAUGGGUGAGGCAGGAGCCUCUACCCACAGCCGGCCUGGAGCCCCUCUGCACAUGGCCAAAAGGAACUGUGCACUGGUCUCUAUUUAUUUGGUUAUUUAUUGCUGGCCAGAAGCAGGACUGGGUGCCGCCCUGGGUCCAACACUGCUGCUUCUCCCUGUGGGCCGGUGAGACUAGGACCUGCUCUGGGCACUGCCAGGCCUUGGCCAGCACCGGCUGCGAAGCACGUGUGAAACAACGUCUACCUCAGCCGCAGCACCUCCAGCCUGCCAGCCCCCCAUGAUCAGGGCCCUGGCUCCUGGCAGCUCCUAGUAGCCCCCCCACUCCCCCACUGGAGCUGGGUCUCAUGGGGUUCUCCAAUGUCGGUCCCGACUGGCACGGGGCAAAUGCCUCCCUCGGGGCAGUGAGGGCUGCAUAGGCAGGGCACAUGGAGCUGCCUGCAGCCUCGUGGGGCUCCCUUCACUCCCGCUGCACCCUGGCCUGGCCCUGGUGUCCCUGGCACCAGGAGCAGCAAAGUCCUGGUGCUGCAGGUCCCGGACCCCACCAAACCCUGCCACUCUCAGGCCAGGGCAGGACGGGGGCUGGGGCCACAGGGAGGGUUGCAGUCUGGAAAACUGGGAUGAGGUCCAGCAAGGGCGGGAGAAGAGCUCCGGAGACCGUGCGGUCUGGGGGGUGCAGCCAGGUGCUGCUCCAGCUCUGGGGGGAAGCGAUGCCCAAUGGUGGGAGCUGCUGGUGGCCGCUGGUGCUGGCACCGCCCUCCAGGAGUGGGCAGGUGUGCAGUGCGGGGGGAAGUAACCACUAUGUCAAAUGCUUCUCAGUCUGGUGGAUGGGGGGGAGCGGGGAGGGGGGAAGGGAGGGGCAGGACUCUGUGCCCUGGGCCGGUCUCAGGGCUGGGCUCUGGCCAUGGGAGCGGGCAAAGGGGGAUGCAAUGAGCCACCCCUGCCCUGUGGGCUGUCAUUGUUUCCGGGGGGAGGGGGGAGCAUUGCUUCCUGCCCCCACUCCCUCUUCCCCCACCACAGCGCAGCAAGUCUGGGGUGCAUAAUUUAAGAGGUUUAUUUAACACGACCCUGCGGCAGCGCUGGCCGCGCCCCUGCCACCGCGUGGCGAUGGUUUUCUUCUUUUUGUAAUAAAGCCCUGCCGGGUUAUUUAAGGCUAUUUAUACAACACACUCGAGUGCUGCCUCUUUGUGGGCUCGGGGCUGCUCCCCAAUGACAGUCGUGCGGGGAGGGUGGAGCUGGGAGCCCCAGUCCCAACCCCGCUGGGCUGUGACUCCUGCCCUGCUCCAGACAUACCUGGAAGCCGUGUGUGCAGGGAGGCUGCUUGCCGCCUGGAUGCUGGGCCUGGGGGAAGCUGGGGGGAGUGGGCAAGUGGGGAGGGAUGACUGGCCGCGGCCAGCAGUUGGUCCCAGAUGGACCCUAGUCCCCCAAGCCCUGUGGGGGUGGGUGCAACUUGCUACCCCGAGACUAGCAGCACCACUACCCAGGGCCAUGUGCCACAGCGGAGUAAGGUGUCCCGCAGCAGCCCAGGCAGGCAGCCACAGCCAGGGAGGGGAUGCCACGUUCCCCAGACACUCAGUGGGGAGCUAGCAGAGCCCAUGCUCCAUGUGGGGGCUGAGCAAACUGGGACCUGGCUCCACGGGCUGCUGCAAGCCAGGAAAUGGGGACAGAGGCAGGAUCACAGAGCAGUGGGGCUGGAAGGGACCUCCAGGUCACAUCACCUCUGAUCCUCCACCUGGGGCAGGAUCAGCCCUGCCCGAACCAGCCCAGUUAAUGUUAUCUAAACUCUACAUACGACUACUGCCAGCCGUGAUGACGCAGACCUAGCACCGACCCUGCCACAGGUGCAGCAGGGAAACCAGGACAGCCAGCGUCCUGCUUCUAUGAAAUGCUGUCAAUAAACACUCGAGAGACACCAGGCAGGGGCUGUGCCCCCGCUACAGGGGAAGGCAACCCCCCCCACCCCCCCCAGUCCAUACCAAUAGGAACAGGAGGGGAAAUUCCUUCGUGACCCCAAAUAGUCUGAGCCUGAGCAGAGGGGCAAGUCCCUUUAGCCAACACCUUCCGGCUUUCGGCCCAGCAGGAGCCUUGGCACAGCACAGUCCCCCAUCCCCAGCCUGGGCUGCAGUCAACACCCAGUCCUCUUAAAAAUCCCCCAACACGUGUUACAGCAAAGUGUGGGGCAGGACAGGGACAACCAGCAAAGCCUGGGAUAUCCCCAUGCUAGCACACAGGCAUCGCUACACCUAGAUCAUCCCUGACCAGUGGCUGUACGACCUCUUCAAUCCCUGGCCUCUGGCCCCACAUUGCCCUAGCUGGGGGUGGGGGGGCGGCCUCAGGGCACCGGGUGCAGCAAACUCAUCGUGCGCAGACACAGAGCGCAGCAUCCCGGAGCAGAGCCACAGGUGGGUGCAGCCUGGCACGUUACAGCAGCGGAGGGCAGCAGCCACAGGCAUCGACUUGGGCAGGAGGAGGGAGGGAGCAAAAGGUUAUCAGCUGCUGCCACAGGCACAGAAUCCAGCUGGCAGCCAAACAGCAGCCAGCCAGCAUGGCUGCCCCAGGGCUUGGUAGGCACUGGCACAAAGCAAACACUCUCCGGGAUCAAGGAGGGGAGGCAGCAGCACCUGCAAGACUUCAUGGCUUUGUCACUGGGCCAGACCUGGGGUCAAAGGGGCCCACGCCAGCGCUGCAGGGGGACGGGCAGUGCCUGCUGCCCACAGCCCUGCCCAGCAGUGAGCAGCACAGCCCUGGGCCAGGCUUCCUGGCAGCUGCACGCCCAGGACCCCUACUGCGCUUGAUGGCACUGGAAGCAGCACCAGCAGCCCCCGCCCAAGGGGCCCACACAGACCUGGGGCCCAGCCCCGCAGCCAGGGGAGCCUGGAGGUACGGCUCUGUCAGGCCCUGAAACGGCUUCUCCCAGCACCAGACCCUGUGGGUGCACACCCCCUGCCCCCAGCACGGACCCCUGGCUCUUCCCAGCCCAGCUGGCAGCCCGGCUAGGGCAGGAGGAAGGAUGCUCUUUCCUUUUGCCAGACAGAUUUACAGGGGAUGGGGUGACCCAGGGACUGCUCCCCACCUGCUCAUUCCCUGAGAGCCACUCAUGCCCUGUUCCCCAGGGGCACCAAACACACUGCAGCAGGGACCUCACAUGGAAGGGGCUGGGGGCAUGGGGCCAGCUGCAGUGUUGGGGUCAGGCCCUCCCUAGCAUGAACUGGGAUGCUGGGUGUCUGAUCCCCCCCAUGGCAGUGUGACAGAGA